CACGUCUGGUUGACUGGAGUGUGACGUCAUCUGGGUGCGACAGGACGCAGCAGUGUUGCUCGUGAAUUGGAAACUCCACAUUUUCGCUCUUUUUUAAAGUUUUCCUGACUGCUUUGCGACUAUGGCAGCAGAGGUUGCAGAGAAGACGGGCGAGGAUGUUCCUGCACCUGGGACAGGGGGCACCAGGUUUGACCUGGAGAAGGAGACAGAGCUUCGCUUUGAGGUGGAGGCCGGUGAACGUGUUCAGCUGGAGCUCCUCACAGGAAUGGCUGAGGUCUUUGGUUCUGAACUGAACCGAAACAAAAGAUACACAUUUGGUCCGGGCUCCAAGAUCGCGGUGUUUACUUGGCAGGGCUGCAGUGUGUCCCUUUAUGGGAAGACAGAGGUAGCCUAUGUAUCCAAGGACACUCCUAUGCUACUCUACCUCAACACACACGCAGCACUGGAACAGAUGAGAAGGCAGGCAGAGAAAGACAUUGAGAGGGGACCAAGGGUAAUGGUGGUGGGGCCUAUGGAUGUGGGGAAGUCGACAGUAUGCCGGCUGCUUCUGAGCUACGCUGUGAGGUUAGGCAGAAGGCCUACUCUGGUUGAGCUGGACGUAGGACAGAGUGGGGUGUCUGUCCCAGGGACAGUGUCAGCACUCUGUAUUGAGCGUCCAGCAGAUGUGGAGGAGGGUUUCUCAGUCCAAGCUCCUCUGGUCUACCACUUUGGCUCCACCACCCCCGGGACCAACAUCAAACUUUACAAUAAGCUGACGUCAUGCCUUGCUGAGGUUUUCUCGCAGCGCUGUGAGGUGAACCGCAAGGCCAGCGUGGGAGGCUGCAUCAUCAACACUUGUGGCUGGGUGAAGGGCUCCGGAUAUCAGGCUCUGGUCCACUGUGCCUCAGCCUUUGAGGUGGACGUGGUAUUGGUGCUAGACCAGGAGAGACUUUACAAUGAGCUCAAGCGAGACCUACCUCACUUUGUACGGGUGGUCCUCCUGCCCAAGUCCGGUGGGGUGGUGGAGCGCUCCAAGGAGUGCCGGCGCGAGGCCAGGGACGAGAAGAUCCGCGAAUACUUCUACGGUUUCCGCGGGGUGUCCUUCUACCCGCACGCCUUUGAUGUGCGUUUCUCAGACGUCCGCAUCUAUAAGAUUGGGGCACCGUCCAUCCCGGACUCGUGCCUGCCACUGGGCAUGUCUCAGGAUGACACGCAGCUGAAGCUGGUGCCCGUGACCCCAGGUCGGGACCUCACGCAUCACGUGCUGAGUGUGAGCUGUGCCGAGGAAGGAGAAGAGGGGUCUAGAAGAGGCGUGGUGGAGAGCCCCGUAUGCGGAUUCAUUGUGGUGACGGCUGUGGACACACAAGCACAGGUGAUGACCGUGCUGUCGCCAGCGCCCAGACCGCUGCCCAGAUACACGCUACUCAUCAUGGACAUUCGUUUUAUCGACCUGAAGUGAAGUACCACUUUGGGUGGGUGGGUAAUGUAAUUAAGUGUUCUGUUGAAAAGAUUUUAUAUUUUGGCAAUGUUUUGGUUCCUGUAUGCAAGACCAUUGGAGGAGGAUGCUGGAUGCUAGCGGGCAAGAGUUUAAAAAUCCAAAUUUCGGUGUUGUGGACUUUAUUCAGAAAGAAAAUGGUUAUGAAUUCGUUUUAAUGAACUAUAAUUUAAAGUUUUGUAGGCAAUGUGUCCAGAGAUAUUUUAACAGCGUAGUGAUAUUUUUCAUGAUAUUGUCUUUUUUCCCCAAGUCCAUUUUGUCUGUAAGUAAUAAAACA
This is a messenger RNA of Lampris incognitus (smalleye Pacific opah), 1751 nucleotides long. It is a transcript of the gene clp1, whose product is annotated as cleavage factor polyribonucleotide kinase subunit 1. Gene Ontology annotation, cellular component: nucleus; mRNA cleavage factor complex. The record is from RefSeq and is a predicted model, not a curated record. Lineage: Eukaryota; Metazoa; Chordata; Actinopteri; Lampriformes; Lampridae. The transcript is spliced from 6 exons. Gene Ontology annotation, molecular function: polynucleotide 5'-hydroxyl-kinase activity. Gene Ontology annotation, biological process: tRNA splicing, via endonucleolytic cleavage and ligation. The coding region runs from base 122 to 1438 and encodes 438 amino acids.